ACAGAGCUGCUUCAUAGGGGGAGGAGGACAAGCACUGCUUUUAUUUCUCUUUCCUGACAGCAACAGUGGAGCACAAAACAUACUUGAAUGUGGGUCAACUCUUAGUCUGAAGUGAAGGAACUGAAGAGAUUUUAAUUCGAUCAUUUCCCCCACUUGUAUAAAAAGGGAAGGGUUGUGCCAAGAAAAAACACGAUUAUAUUGAAUUUAAGUUACGCGUCAGUGAGCGUGCAACGUGAACUUUGAGAUGCGGGAUUACCUCACCUGUAUUGUUAUUCAUGUGUUAAACUUUAUUUCCUUUGUUGGUGGCAGAUCUUCAGUAUUCAUUGCAACCAUGGGUCGUGGCUAAAAACUUUAAAGCGUAUCAGAACCUCAGAAGGUAAGCCUAAACCAGCAUGGGGGCCAAACAGAGUACUUCGGUCUUUGACGGCAGAACUCGGGCUUAUUCCAGCUCUGAUCUGCCAUCUGGAAACGCCAGCGGACGGGAAAGGACUGCAGGGUUUAGGUACACAAAUGGACCCGAUGGCCCCCGGAUCCGGUACACGGGUGGAGGGCCAACCAGCUCCAGGCUUAAUAUACCGACCAGCAGCAUGUCAGGGUCACACGCUCUGAAUCAAAGUUUGGACGGAACGGAUGGUGACGAUGAGAACCAGUUGCCCCCUGAGGGCCACAGGCUGAUUAUUGGUUCCCUACCGGCUCAUUUGUCCCCUCACCUGCUAGGAGGCUUCCACUGUCCUGUUUGCUCCAGGUUUAUGGCAUCAGAUGAAAUAGAGAAGCACCUGCUUGUGUGUUUCAGCAAGACACGGCUUACCUACAACAAGGACAUCCUGUCCAGAGACUCUGGGGAAUGUGCCAUCUGUUUAGAAGAGCUGGAGGAGGGAGACACCAUCGCCAGGCUUCCCUGCCUCUGUAUCUACCAUAAAGGGUGUAUAGAUGAAUGGUUUGAGGUGAAUCGCUCAUGUCCGGAACAUCCCGCCGACUAGGAGCAGCAAGAGCUCAGCUUCAUUCAGCUAUACAUGACUGUGGUCAACUAUGUGCCCUGA
Messenger RNA from Monopterus albus (swamp eel), 1040 nucleotides. Its product is annotated as E3 ubiquitin-protein ligase znrf2-like. Gene Ontology annotation, cellular component: membrane; cytoplasm; intracellular membrane-bounded organelle. The record is from RefSeq and is a predicted model, not a curated record. Gene Ontology annotation, biological process: protein K48-linked ubiquitination; proteasome-mediated ubiquitin-dependent protein catabolic process. Bases 393 to 980 code for a protein of 195 amino acids. Gene Ontology annotation, molecular function: ubiquitin protein ligase activity. The transcript has 4 exons. NCBI's taxonomy places the organism in Eukaryota, Metazoa, Chordata, Actinopteri, Synbranchiformes, Synbranchidae.